Messenger RNA from Cyphomyrmex costatus, 7751 nucleotides. RefSeq names its product sortilin-related receptor. NCBI's taxonomy places the organism in Eukaryota, Metazoa, Arthropoda, Insecta, Hymenoptera, Formicidae. Bases 1 to 6537 code for a protein of 2178 amino acids. Gene Ontology annotation, cellular component: Golgi apparatus; membrane. The record is from RefSeq and is a predicted model, not a curated record. Gene Ontology annotation, biological process: post-Golgi vesicle-mediated transport. The transcript has 10 exons. Gene Ontology annotation, molecular function: protein binding.
AUGGCCGGUCGGUCGAGUACGGCCCUCUAUUAUUACUUCGCGCUAAUCCUCCAUCUGGUUCUGCUAACGGAGUGCAAUUACGGUGUGCGUUACGGUGACCAGGCGAGGCGGCUGCACGUUGCGGAGCGCAGCGAUCAGCAAUACAGGAAGCCGCUCGUUAUCGACAAGAGGAGCGCGGAUCCGCGCGAUCAGGAUGACAGCGAUCGGGAAACGUCAUUCGGGCGUACUCGCCGAGACGUACCACUGCCGCAGCAUCCACACAAUAGUCCGAACAUCACGGCAAAGAUCAAUCCUUUAAAUGAUUCGCAUCAGCAAUUGAUGGUACAUUGGGUCGGGGAGGGUUCCAAUGUAAUAAUAUGUCUAGCAAGGGAUAGCACGCCCGUGGUACGCUUCCAAGGAGGCAAAUUCUCUUCCCCGAACCAACCUAGCGCUGUGUACAUCAGUUACGAUUAUGGUGAUACCUUUGAGAAUAAGACUGAAUACUUCAGGGUUUCAUCUGAGGCCGAUGCCCCAUAUGCUGUUGUAGACAAAUUCACCAAUCAUCCUAAGUACUAUCAACACUGCGUCUUUAUGGACAGUCUGAAUAGUUUAAUCUUCAUAACAUAUAAUAACGGUCUAACAAUUCUGAGGAUCUCGUUGUCGUUUCAUCCAAGUGAAGUCUCGUAUUUCGAAUUAGAUCCACGGAUACUUGUCGCACUAGACAAAGCCGAUCCAACGCGGAAGUUGUGGUUGACAAUCGAUCGUGGAUUUACCUGGAUGCCAAUUCAUCAAUCGGUAAAGGCUUUCUUUUGGUCUCCUUAUCGUGAGCUAUUAAUUGAACGCACGGAGUCUGAUGGAGCGAAUACGGUUUUGAAAUUGGAUCUGCGAAAUAUAUCCUCUUAUAUAAGAGGAAACAAUCAUUUACGAGUAAGAAUGUCUAUACGAAAGGAAUUUAUCACCAUCGUUGAAAACGUUGAAGAUUUUCAAAUCAGAGGCGAUUUCAUGUUUGCAGUUAAGAAAAGGAAUGGAACGGAACAUUUAGACCUCUUUGUCUCUUAUAAGAAUCAGACGUUUGUCCAAGCGCAUUUUAACACGGAAUUGAAUUGCAAGGAAUAUCAUAUUGUAGAUGUAUCGUUCAAUCGAGUCUUUAUCGCUGUGAAACACAGUGACACUGUGAUUAAUCUUUACGUGUCAGAAGUUAUAGAUCAUGAGAAAGCUAUAUUUACGUUAUCUCUGGAGAGUAUCCUCACGUUUUUCCCCAACAGCACUUGGAAAGACAGCUGGUUGAAUGAUGUGGCUGAUGAGGCAUUUACGGAUCUCUAUAAGGUCGAAGGUCUUCGAGGCAUAUUCAUAGCAUCGCGGGUCAAAGGUACUCCAAAAUCAAGCUCCAUUGGACCAGAACAUUUGGAAUCAUUAAUUACUUUCGAUCACGGCGCCACUUGGAACAGCAUUAAAGCACCAAUGGCAAAUCACGAAGGCUUCUACAUUCACUGUGGAAAAGACUGCUCAUUACAUUUAAGUCAAAGAUUCAGUCAAUUGUAUCCGGUGACGAGAUCUGUUACUAUUAUGAGCUCAAAAUCAGCGCCCGGAAUAAUAAUGGCCACUGGUGUCAUUGGGUCUAGCUUGAAGGGUCAUCCCGCACUCUAUGUAUCUAAAGAUGCUGGUCUUACGUGGAAACAAGUGUUAAAAGAGUAUUACUUCUUUAACAUGGGCGAUCAUGGAGGUUUAUUGGUGGCAGUUAAGUAUUUUAAAUCGCGCGGAGAGACUAGAGAUAUUUCAUAUUCAACGGAUGAGGGCGAAACAUGGCAGACGUACGAAUUCAACGAAAAGAUGUUGCGUGUUUACGGUCUCAUGACGGAACCUGGAGAAAAUACCACGGUAUUCACUAUGUUCGGAUCGGACAGCGGACAACAUCAGUGGCUUAUUAUCAAGAUUGAUCUACGAAAUGUAUUUGAAAGAGAAUGUACGGAAGACGAUUACAAGUUUUGGUCUCCAUCGAGCACCGACCAACCGGUCAUGGCUUGCGUGUUAGGACGUAAGGAAACGUAUCAGAGACGUGCGGCUCGCUCCAAUUGUUAUCAAGGCGUAAACUACGAUCGGCCAGUGAGAUUGGAGACCUGUCAAUGCGAUGCAAAUGAUUAUCAGUGUGCUUACGGUUUUGUACCCAACGGAAAUCCGUAUCACUGCAUCCAUAACAAAACCAUGCCCGAUUAUGACCCAUAUGCUGUGCCGAUUUCGUGUCAACCUGGUAUGUUUUAUAAUCGCACGAAGGGCUACGUCAAAAUAUCCGAUGAUGAUUGUACCGGCGGCCUUGCAAGAAACUAUGAGCCCGAUGAAAUCCCAUGCCCGAUGGGCGAAGGAGCAGACUUCUUAUUGGUCGCUCAACGAGAACACAUUACACGAAUCGAUUUGGCGGAAAACAAAUCGGAAGCGUUACCUGUGCACGAUUUAAAGAAUGUUAUUGCAAUCGAAUUCGAUAUGAAAACUAAUUGUUUAUAUUGGGCGGAUAUCGUAAACGAUACAAUCGGCAGACAGUGUCUGAAUGGUACUAGUUAUCCUGAGAUUCUUGUUGAGACCGAUUUGAGUUCCAUUGAGGGAAUGGCUUUUGACUGGGUGUCCAAGGUGUUAUAUUUUGUAGACGGUGUUAAGAUGAGAAUACAAAUUAUCCGAACAGAUGUAUCUGCUAUGGGCAGAAUGCGUAGGACAAUAUUGGGGCCAAACAAUCUGCAAAAGCCACGAGGUAUCGCAGUUCACCCCAUACGCGGCUAUAUGUUUUGGACCGAUUGGGCACCAAACAAUGCCUCAGUAUCUCGAGCUAACCUGGAUGGUACAGAUGUUAAACGACUAUUUGUUAAGCCUACUGUCGACUGGCCGAAUGGAAUAACGAUUGAUUACAUAGCCGAACGUUUCUAUUGGGUGGAUGCUCGAUUAGAUUACAUAGCUUCCUCGGAUCUUGAUGGUAAAAAAUUUAAGAAGAUUAUUGCUCAGGAAACGCGUGUAAUGCAUCCUUUCGCGGUCGCUGUGUUUAAGGACAAUUUGUACUGGGAUGACUGGAAGCAGUCAAUGAUAUUUGUUGCCGAUAAAGAUCAUGGGGUCGGAAUUAACACAGUACUCGGCUUUCAGAUUGCGGGUUUAAUGGAUUUGAAGAUCUUCGCGCACAGCGUGCAAGUUGGCUCGAAUAAGUGCGCGAAAAACAACACAUGCUCACACAUUUGUUUGGGCACGCCUGAUGAUAGCUACGUCUGUCUCUGCCCGGAUGGCAUGGUGAUGACGGAUGGUAUAUGUUUGUGCCCGGGAGGUAACGAGCCAUACUCCAACUCAACGUGCCCGCGUGUCGCUAGCACCUGCUCGUCCAACCAAUUUGCUUGCAACAACAAUGUAUGCAUCCCCGAGUUCUGGAAGUGUGACGGUGAUAACGACUGUGGCGACAAUUCAGACGAGAUUCAAUGCAACCGCGCCACGUGUAGCCCCAAUAAUUUUGAAUGCGAUGAUAACAAAUGCAUUCCUAAAUAUUGGGUAUGCGACCUGGAUCGUGACUGCAAAGACGGCAAGGACGAAAUGAAUUGUACGUACAGCAAUUGCACCGAAACGCAAUUCAAAUGUGACAACGGCCGCUGUAUAUCGCAUCGUUGGCGUUGUGACGGUGAGGAUGACUGCCGGGACAGCUCGGACGAACAGAACUGUACCAAGAACGUUCUACCGAAUACAUGCCGAUCCGAUGAGAUCGUCUGCAAAUCAGAUCACUCGUGUAUACCGACAUCCUGGAAAUGUGAUGGCGAACCAGACUGCGAGGACGGUGCUGAUGAGAAGGAUUGCAAUAAUAUGGUAUGCGAGUCAUGGCAGUUUACGUGCAACAACACCAAAGAAAAUGGACAUCGAUGCAUAUAUAAAUCAUGGGCGUGCGAUGGUGACAAAGACUGCAUCGAUGGUUCGGACGAGGUAAAUUGUACCUCUACUAUUCUACCAACGUCGAUAAUCCCGGUGUUACCGACAAAUUCUUGCAAUGACUGGAUGUUUAUGUGCAAUAACAAGAAAUGCGUGCCCUAUUGGUGGAAAUGCGACAGUGUGGAUGAUUGCGGCGACGAUUCCGACGAGAUAGGCUGUGGCAAUAUGGAUGGUGUGUUGGAACCCACGUCUCCAGUUCACACGACGCAGCAGUCACACAUCUGUCGCGAGCAUCAGUUUCAGUGUUAUAACGGUGAAUGUAUUGAAAACGCGUGGGUGUGCGAUGGUUUGAAUGACUGUUCGUCCGGCGAGGAUGAACAACAAUGUGAACAUAAACGGCCGUCGUGCCGAGAGAACGAUCAAUUUAUGUGCCGUCAAGACGGUUCAUGCGUACCGCUUUCGAGCAUGUGCAACGGUGUCAAGGAAUGUCCGGACGGCAGUGACGAAUUCGGUUGUGAGAAAGAGAUGAAUCCACCUGCUAAGCCAGCCUGCUUUAUAGGUCUUUACUCAUGCGAUGAAGACCGCUGCUUCCCAAUGGCAACUAUGUGCGACGGCAAUCACGAUUGUAUAGAUGGCUUCGAUGAGGAUCAGUGUAAGAAUAGCUCGCGCGUAUAUCAAGUAUUAGUGAUGGGUGUUGAUGAACGUUCUAUCAAUGAUACAAGUCUCUACCUCUUUUGGUGGAUGCCGAUACCAUCGAACGUGACGUUCGAGUUCUUGCCAUCAGUCGCGAAGGCGGCACCAAAUGCUACGUGGAGUAACGCUACCCAUUGGAUCGAAGACACGGAGUAUCAAUUCAACAAUCUCUCGCCGUUUACUAAAUACAAUCUAACAGUCUAUGUGAGAGUGAAGGGCCAGUCCGAAGUAUUCCCACCGGCAAAGUAUUAUACGGCGUUGACUAGCGAAGGCGUGCCAAGUGAGCCGUGGAAUGUGACGGUCACACAGAAGAAUGGCACUCGUGUAGAGGUGGCUUGGAGACCACCCUUACUUUCUAAUGGUCCUAUUUGUGGAUAUGUAGGCUACGUCACGCCACCGAUACCACCAUUAGAAUUUAAACAGCAACAAACCUCCACAACUGUCGACAUGGCAUUCGAGGCGGGCCAGAAUUAUUCCUUCUGGAUCGUGGCACAGAAUAAGCAGCAUCACUCAGCCUCAUCGAAAGUUGUCACACUUACGUUUGAUGGCAUAGCUAAAAUCGACGAUAUUGAGGAUCUUCGUGUAGUGGCCAUAACGAAUCACUCUGUCACUUUAACAUGGAAGAAGAUGCAGGACGUGGAUGGAUAUAGUAUUACUCCCAGAGGACCACCGCACUAUGCAGGUUUGCAAACUGUCUCAACAACAGACAAUCUGAUGAAAGUCGAAAAAUUAGCGCCGGGCAUUAAAUACACCUUUGAAGUCGGCGCGACAAAGAAGCAGUACAUCGGUAAACUCACCUUGGUAACAGCUACGACGAAUGGCACCGCAUUGCCUGCGAUAAAUAACUUCGACGCACAGUUGGUGAAGUCUCAGAGAACAACCGUAAAACUUACUUGGGAUCCCCCGAAGAGCACUAGGAAGAUCAAGUGGAAAUAUGCUGUUCACUAUGGAAUUCACUUCAUGGAGGAAUUCUUUAAAUCACCACCCAAUUUUAUCACCACUAAUCUUACGGCUACGAUUAAGGAUUUAGAAGCGUGUGAAGCAUACGUCUUUGCUGUUGGCGUCUAUGGAGACUACGGAGCAGGACCUUUAAAUCAACCGGUUAUAGUUACGACGCAUUACAAUGCACGUGCACCUCCGAAGAAAUUGCGAGUAGCGCCAUCGACGGAUAAAAAUGACAGUAUAAUCGUUUCGUGGAUGUCAAGUUGUCCAGUAAUGGACGAGAUGGUCAGUUACACGAUUUCCGUUACGGAAAUGAUUCUAAACAAGCAGAUAGUUGUGACACUGCCACCAACUAACGAAACUGUUCUGAAGCAUAUAUUCCAUGCCAUCAAAUUCGGUGGGACGUACAAUGUUACAGUAGCCACAGAUGUCGACAAUGCUAUACCUACGAAACCAUUCAUCUAUAUAGCGCCACCGCUUAAGCCGCCUCAUCAGCUCACCGUCUUACAUGAUAAUAUGGAAUACUUGAUUUACUGGCAAGAACCGGAGAACAUCCGAAAGGAUACUGAUAGGUAUUAUGAAAUUUUGGUGGCCGAAGGAUCGAGAACAAUAAACGAAUCAACCGCCAAAGUCUUGUCAGUCAAAGAUCCGCCGCCUUACCGCUACAAGGAUGCUAAAACGGAUACGAUUUAUACCUUUGCCGCGCGUUUGGUCACAAAUGAAGGAUACCAAAGUCCAUUGAGCGAAACUUGGAGCACGCAGAUUUCAGGAUCGCAGCUCCCAGUAAUAAUGAAUACAUCGGGCAUAUUAUCUCUCGCUAUUCCGAUCUGUUUGAUCGUUAUAGCGCUUGGUGCUGCGCUCGCAUAUUUCAUCGUUCGACAUAGGAGGCUAUCUCACAGCUUUACGCAAUUCGCUAAUAGCCAUUACGAUACGAGACGAGGACAAGCUACCUUUCCUGGUACAACAGAUGGUUUAGAAGAAGAAGAUAGCCCGGUAAUCCGAGGCUUUUCGGAUGACGAACCGCUCGUAAUUGCAUGAAUAUCAUAUGUAUGUGUAAACAAAAUAUUUACGUACUAGGAAAGAUGUGCCAAGACACUAUUAAUGUAAUAAUUUUGAAUAAGUCAAAUUUUAUGACGGAAAGAAAAGCUUUUAUGAAAUUGUUUUAAAACUGAAUACUGAAUUGUAGUCGUACUUAUGUUAUAGUAAUUAACGGCUAUCAAUCGGUAAAUAGGGUUGUUUAGAACGCUUACAUGAGAGCUUUUCGCAUCAUUCAUAUGGUACGUUGUCGUGGUAUACAUGUACAUUACGAGUGAUCGGAGUAACUACCUGCCGUGCAGUAGGAGAGGCCAUUAUAUAUCUCAAAUUUGAUUGUAAGCAAAUCAAGAUAGGUUGAAAGUGUGGUUUACCGUCUAACGAAAGGAUAAACGCCAAUCGAUAAAACGGCAACUUGUAUAUAGUAAAUAUUUUAUAUGGAUUGAUUGUGAGACUUUCGAGAUGACAGGCAUUUGCAUUUUUAAUAAUGUAUUUAUAUGACAUGUACGUAUGAAGAAACUUUUUUUAGUCCGUAUUCAGAUUUGUUGAUGCAAAAGUGAGUUACCCGGGAUGAACUUUUUAUUAAAAGCUGUUUAAAUACCCACACAGAGGCCAUAAGUUUUUUUUCAAUAUAGCAAGUGCAUGACCAAAGUAAUGUUUUCUUUUAAUGUCGUAUCCAAGAAUUAGCGUCAUCUGUUCAUAGAGUAUAUAUAUAGAUUUAUAUGACGUUUCAUUCAGGUUCUCCAGCUUGAAUAAUCAUUUUUUAAGUAACUUUUUAUAAUUGUCCCGAUUAGAAUUUUAUAUCAAACAUGAUGCGACAUUGAAAGAAGUUUUUGUAAGCGAGUCUCUCAAUUUCGCAAAAGGGUGACUUAACCCUUGUAAAAAGUGUGUUGCAAUUGCAAUUUGAAUACUAAGAAUUUUUCAUCUUCAGGUACAAAAAGGAUAUUCGACAAAUGAUAUUUGAUUUAUACUAUGAUUAAAGUAGACAACAUUUUUUUAUUUUACAUUAUCAAAAGAUAACGUAUUCUUUUUCAAGAUCGAACGUUUUUAGUUAAAAUUGGGAAAGGUUUACCGAGACAAGACACCAAUGAGAAAGCCACAGAUCGGUGAUGUUCUCAAUGCAAAUAAAAUGGUAGCGACCGUCGUGACUUUUAGAUUAAUGUAAAUAAUGUUUAAAUAUUUAAGCGUGUGAACUUUUACCACUUAUUCCUUGUUGAUUC